AUGUCAUUUUCGAAACCCCCGUGGGACUUACUUGUACUCAUAAGGGACAUUAUCGCCUUUGGCCGUGGCGUGGGAAGGGCUGUACAGUACCAGGCACGUGACACUUCACAGGAGGCCUCAGCGAUCGGCCCUGGCAAGACAUCGACCACCCUCCUCAAGCUCGCCGCCAGUUCAGCCUUCAAGAUGCCCGCCGUCGGAAAAGCCGCUGCUUCUAAACACAAGUUCGUCGUUGACUACUCUCGCCCCGCGGGAGAUGGUGUUUUCGAUGGCGCAGCCUUUGAGAAGUACCUGCACGACCGCAUAAAGAUCGAGGGAAAGACGGGCCAGCUUGGCGAAAACAUCAAAAUUGCUCGCGAUGGUGACACCAAGCUCACUGUGUCGUCAAGUGUCCCUCUGUCAAAACGGUACCUGAAGUAUCUCACGAAAAAGUUCCUCAAGAAGAACUCUCUGCGUGAUUGGAUUCGGGUUGUCGCAUCUUCGAAAGAUACCUACCAACUCCGCUUCUACAAUAUCCAGAGUAAUGUCGAUGAGGAAGACGAGGAGUAA
This is a messenger RNA of Fibroporia radiculosa, 546 nucleotides long. RefSeq lists its product as uncharacterized. Gene Ontology annotation, cellular component: ribosome. The transcript is spliced from 5 exons. NCBI's taxonomy places the organism in Eukaryota, Fungi, Basidiomycota, Agaricomycetes, Polyporales, Fibroporiaceae. Gene Ontology annotation, molecular function: RNA binding; structural constituent of ribosome. Gene Ontology annotation, biological process: cytoplasmic translation. The record is from RefSeq and is a predicted model, not a curated record. Bases 1 to 546 code for a protein of 181 amino acids.